Uranotaenia lowii is the source of this 10329-nucleotide messenger RNA. It is a transcript of the gene osp, whose product is annotated as protein outspread. The record is from RefSeq and is a predicted model, not a curated record. Gene Ontology annotation, biological process: actin filament organization. Gene Ontology annotation, cellular component: actin cytoskeleton. Gene Ontology annotation, molecular function: actin filament binding. The transcript has 14 exons. The coding region runs from base 2276 to 9160 and encodes 2294 amino acids. NCBI's taxonomy places the organism in Eukaryota, Metazoa, Arthropoda, Insecta, Diptera, Culicidae.
GGUGAUCUUGUCGAGACUCGCGUGUUUCUGCCUGCUAAGCUAGCUGAAGUAUCGCGCAGGAAGCUAUCCGAUUUUUUUACGCGUUCGAACUUUCGAAGUUUAUUAAUUUGGGGUGUUUUUUUCUGAAGCAAUUGUGUAGUUUGUUCGUAGAGGUUGUGGUGGUGUACGCAACAGAGUGUCAUUCUUGUUUGUGGCCGAAGAUCGGUGAUCGAUACCGAGACACAGGGGGUACCGAUUCUGGCCAAGGAAUUUCGCGGUGUUGUGAAGGAGUAACAGCAAAACGCAAGCAAAAAUCGAAUUGAAAUUGUUAAAGUGUAACAACAUUGAGGCUGAGCUUUUGAAUAUCGAUGUGGGAGUAGCUGGAAACGGCGUGAAACUUGGGAUAAGUGACACGCUGCACAGCUUCGAGCGGAUUGAGUUGCGCAGAUCGUGAUUGAGUGUGUGAGUUUGGAAAAUGUAAAGUAUAUCGUUUCGUGUGCACUGGACUCUGGCCUGUGGGACCGAACCGAGAUCCCAUUGUUGUUGAUCGCGUACGCAUCGAUAUCCAAGUGGGAAAAGUGGGUCUCUGGUAGUUACGUUGUUGUGCUGCUACUUUAAGAGGCCGCGUUCAGCCAGGUUUUGGCUGUCCCGGGAUGUGGAUUUUGGUGACGGCAGCAGCGGAUGGCUAAUUUUUCGUGUUUGGAGGAAACGUCACAAAAAAUUAACAUAUUCACACGAGUUGCGAGUUUAGUGUGCGAGGUUCCCGGUUUCCUCAUCGUCGUCGUCGUCGUCAAAGUUGUGUUGUUGCGCUGCGCCGCCGUGUAACAGGUUUGGCUUGCGCGAGGUGCUCUGCGCCUGAACCGAUCGACCGUGCCGUGUGUGUGAGAGUGUUUGGCACUUGUGUUGUGUUGUGGCUCUGCGUAAGGCAGCAAGCGAGUGGUGCUGAUUUCGGUUGACGAGACCUUGGGCUCUGCCCGGACGGGUUUGUUAAAGAGAGGACGCGUGUUGCGCGAAAGGUGUGUACCCAUGGAAGGCAGGAAGGUGAAAAAGCAGAUAAUAUCGCCGCUGUUCAUUUGCGCUGGCUGCCUGCCAGGUUGCGCCGUAUAGCGAGAUGUCCGGGCGAUUUCUAAUGAAUUAAUGAUGUGGUGUGCCUGGCCCGCGAGUGGCUGUCCCGCAGUGGAUCGAGUUUUGUACGGUUUUGACAGCUAAUAUUUAUUAGAAAGCUGUCACGAAUAGUGUGUGUCCGCGUCUAGAUCCCGGAUCGCCUGCCUAGGAGUCUAGGAGGCGGCAGGUUGCGCGUCUGAGUGAGUGAAACCAGCGCAGAAUUGGAAGUGUAGAUAACAAAAUAUUUGUAUUGGAAGCAGCGAAGAAGAAAAAAAGGUGGCAAAGCGCCAUCAGGUGAAGCGAAAGAGAAUACACCUACAGCCGUAGUAAGAAGAAGUGCAAACAUCGACAACAAGUGACGGCAGGAAACGGCAAAUCCAGCGAAUUUGUAACCAAUGCAGUGAGUUUGAAAAAUUGUUUCCGCGAUCUUCCAGUGACGAAAUAGCGAAACAAUUUGUUGUUGAUGCAGGUGUUUGAAGUGUGUUUUGUGUACCUACCCCAUUAAUUAGAUUUCACAAUAUCGAUCGAUUUCGGAAGGAGAGCACAAAACACUAGAAGUGCCGCCAAACCAAAAUCGACGAAGACAAAUCAAGAAGGAAAAGCCAAGCAACCAAACCUGAAGCUAUGUGGAUUAAGUUUUCUUGUAUUUCGUCGUCGCAUCGAUGUUCUUCGCAUUGAUUUGGCCCUAAAUGCUUUCGCCUUGUCUGGCUUUCGGUGGUUCGAUGUGAUUUUUUUCCCUCCGUUCUGUUUUUUCAAGUGUGUAUAUGUGUAAAUAUCGUUUCUACGUUCUCGUCUUCACCGAAAUUUCCAAGCGAGCUAUUUAGCUUGGAGUACGCAGGCAUGUUGGAAUCGCCUUGAUUGAAAAGAUAUGCUCGCGGUUUCCAUUGAAUCGUCGAAACGACAACAACAGUAAAAAUAUCUUCAAUUUCCCUUCAAUUUUGAAAAGCUAAGUGAGUUUUAAUUUUACUUUCGAUCGCUGGAUCUCUGGUGUUGUUUUUUUUUAUCAAGUUUCUUGACAAACCUAAGCUGCUGUUCAAGAAGUGAUUACCGUCGUCGUCUGUUGAGAUCAAAGAAGCAGUGAAAGAGAAGAAGAAAAAUAAUUCCUGUUGUACAUACGUACGCGAAUGGGAAGAGCGAUCUGAUCAUUGAUUGUGUUUUUAUUUUCGGCGGCGAGAUAAAUUCGUAAGCCAUCAUGGGUAGCCGAAACGUGGAAUGCCGUAAAUUUUCGCCCAACAUCUUUAACAAGAGCAAAUGUACGCAAUGCUUUCGUCAACGGGAGGAACACAGCGCCGCAGCUCUGGAAUGCAAUCGGGCUACGAGAAAGGUGUCAAAACGUGGAUAUUUAUUCGUGGCACCCGACUGGGACUUUAGCAAUCCACUCUACAGAACAAAGCGAUGGCAGCGGAGGUGGUUCGUACUGUACGAUGAUGGAGAGCUCACAUAUUCGGUGGAUGAGCACCCGGAAACGAUUCCCCAGGCAAUUGUGGACAUGACCAAGGUGCUCGAGGUAACCACAGCCGAAGACGUCACCAGCCAUCCCCACUCGAUUGCCAUAACGGCCCCCGAAAGGGUCACAUUUGUCAAAGGCACCUGCCCAGAGGAAACCAAAUGGUGGUUCAACGUUCUGUCUGCCUUCCCGAAAUCAAAGGGUCGCCACAAACGAAAUGCAACUUUUCCUGGAGGUCAGGCAACCACCAUUCUGCAGUCGCAACCCCCAGUCGUUGGUCGGAAUCGGCACAAUUCCUACCACAAAGACCUACUGCCAUCGCCCAUCGGCAAUCUGGAUGCACUGACGGCGCCCUGCUCCUGGAGUCCGGAGAUUGUCAUGGACACCGAAGAUGAGCUGAGAAUACUGGCGGCGGAUGAGAACGAUCUGAACGCUAAUAAUGAAAAUUGCAACGGCAGCAAAAACAACAACAACAACAGCAACACCAAUGGUACCGGUAGCAUCACCAUUAUUUCUGGGAGUGGCGGUGGCUCCAACAGUAGCUCCAACAAUAACAUCAAGAAUAUAAAUGCCAAAGCAUCCAAGUGCUAUCUGAUAGACGACGUGCGGCGAGAGGAGAAACUCAAAGACAUCGCCAACACCUUGACCAACGUCAAUCGGUGGAGUUCCCCGUGCAUCACCGAUAGCCUUCCAUUGACGGCGAUUCCAGAUGAUAAGCCUACGCGGGACGAGAACACAGUACCGCAGUAUAGUCCAAAGUCCACCGGCCAGCUGAGGCCACAGUCACUCACCAUACCUUCAACCGCACCGGCCAUCGUUUCUGCCAUCGUUAAGAAAAUUCCCACUGGCAUCUCUAGUGCCAAGCCAGACCUUCUGUCUUCGAAAUCGAGCACGAUAUCAUCAACCACUUCAACUUCUAGUCCGAAACUGAAACCUAGUCAAACCCACGAACGAGGCGAUCCCGAUGGGGACUGUGGUCUCGACGACACUCCUGCCCACUGUCUGGCGAAGAACUCCGAACUACGGGUGAAUCUUCCAUCGGAAGAUUUGCUCAACUCCAAAAAGGGAUGGCUCAUGAAACAAGACUCUCGCACUGGUGAAUGGAGCAAACACUGGUUCACUCUACGUGGAGCGGCGCUUUUCUUCUAUCGUGAUCCUGUUGCCGAAGAAAAAGGUGUUCUGGACGGUGUACUCGAUGUUAACAGCAUCACCAGCAUUACUGAAGUGCCUGUUAAUAGGAACUAUGGAUUUCAGUUGACGACAUGGGACAACCGUCGGAUUGUUUUAUCUACGGUGACAAUAAGUAUCAGGAAUAAUUGGAUUAAUGUGCUCAAAACUGCAGCUGGGUUAUCUCAGACCAAAGCCACCUUGAAUAACAAUAAUCUUGGGCUUAGUAAUCAAAACGAUGAAAACUUCAAAACGUUAACAGAUAAGCUACCCCUCGAAAUUGAAAUUAUCGACAGUGGGCAGAAAAAUCCGGAAAAACUAACCCUUGCUAUCACUAGUGCCAACAACACUGGAACAAUAACGAACAGGCUAUCGUCCUUGGAAACGGGUCACGGAGAAGAUGUUGUCGAUUUCAAGGCCACACAAAAGAGUCAAGAUGUUGUGGUUCAUCUUACAAAAGCUAAUAGCACCAAUGAUAUCACUAGCAGUAAUCCCACACUGAAACAAUCUACCAGCACCACAACGGUAACAACUCCAGUGACACCGAUAACUCCGAAAUCGCUAAUGUUUUCAUCAGAUGAAGAAUACCGAACAGCUUCCGAAGGAGGUCGGCGAGACAGUGUAGGUGAUUGGGGUGGAUCACCCGUUUCUCCGCUGCCACCAGCUGGUCCUCUUUCUGCGAUUGCUCGAACCAAAGAUAGAAUAAGAUCAUCCAACAAUCGGCUAAACAAGCGAAGUCGAUCGUCGCCACCAAGUUCUCGACGGAGUACCAUAGACAGUGUGCACUCUGAAGAUCUCCCUCUAAUAAAUCCCGUUCAAGAAGAAGUGUGCAUCGACAAAGAGCUUCAACUGAGGUUGCAAGCGGCUGAGAAAGAACUGUCUUUGCUGCGGGAAGAAACACACGAACGAGAAGCAAGAAUGUCUGAGCUCUUGGCAACACUCGAACGAACUGAGCAAGAACUUACCAGGAAACGAGAAAGCGAGGAAAAUCGUGAAAAAAUGAUGAUGCAGCUUGAUGAGAGCAGAACCAAUGCCCAAGAAAUAAUUGAUCGAAUAACACUGGAACUGGAUAAAAGUAGAGACACUGUCAAAGAAUUGGAAGAUCGACUUGCACGUGGAAUCGAAGAGAAUGAAUCCUUAUACAAAAAGAUUCGUGAAUUUGGAAUUUCAAGCCCUGCCUCUAGUUUAUGUAGUCUCAAUACCCGAUCAGGAAAAAUGAAACGGAUGGACUCUUUCAGUGAUCUUACCAGUUUGAGCGAGGUUGAUCCAAAUACUCUCGAUAAAGAUAUGUUAGCAGACGAGUACAAUGAGCUCAGAGCGCGUUUUGAAAAAGCUGUCAGUGAAUUGAAAGCUAUGAAACGGGAAUUAAAAGAGUCUCACAAAAUCUACGACAACUUGGAAAUCUCGUAUGCUACCAUCAAGAAAGAAGUGGAGCGGCAACAAAAAGAACACGAAAGUCAAUCGAAAAUGAUGGCAGAUAGGAUUCAAGAUAUGACGAACAAAUAUACCAAUGCUGAAAAACAAGUGCGCCUUUUGAAGCAGAAAUUGAUCAGGAAUGACAAACGAAGAUCACUUUCAUUGAAAGGCAAAGAGUCUCUUUCGAUUCAAAAGGAACUCGAAGAAAAAGUCAGUGAGUUGGAGAGUAAAAUUGAUGCUCUGGAACAAGGAGCUGUUAUCGCCGAUGCCACAGAAACUCCAAUAGUAGCAUCUGAGCUAAAGAAUGUUAAAAGAGCUUCAACGCGACUACGAAGAAAAAGUUUAGACAGUGCAACAAUUUCUGCUCAGCCAAUGCAGGUUCUGUUACGUCUCAACAAUCUAGAAAAGAGGAUUGAUACUGUAAAAACUGCCAGUAGUGAUUUGUUGGCCAUACCCGGCUCCAGUGAAAGCGUCAACAGUACCAGCACUCUCAGUAGUCAAACUAGUACUAGCAGUGGCACUAUCAGCAGUACAGGUUACAAUAGGAAUGUUACUAGUUCAAAAGUAUCAGAACAUCUCAUGGAAAGGCUCAAAAGCUUAGAAGGGGUCGUUGUUUCCGUUCGCGAUCUUGUCAACCAAAGUAUGCAUCAGUUCCAAAAUCUGAAAUCUUCACGCUCAAGGCGAUCUGUUUCACCAAUAGCGGAUAAGAAGGAUUCAUUUAAAUAUGCGGAACGUUGCCUAUCGGAAGCAUCCAAAUUGCUGCGAGAUAGUUGUGACAAUUGCGUCAUUCAAGACUGUUCGUUAAACAACAAUAUUGUCUUGCUAACCGAGUCGAAUCCAAUUAAACUUGCUUUAACGCAAAUGGAAGCGCAAUUGAAAAAUAAGCUAAGCGAUCUCUUGAAACAACGUCGAAUGCUGAGAGAAACCAACGGGUUAACGCAGAAGAAGGAUAUGGAGCUACUAGCCGAAAGAAUUGCUUUCGAGAGUGUUUGUUUUGGAAGGUUGAGAAAUGCGCUUGAGAGAGCCGAAAACAUUCGUGAAUACGAAGAAAAGCAAACCAAAGUUGAAGUCUCUGAAACAAUGCAGCUUAUGGCAAUGCUUAAAGCAAAGCUAGCUGGCAAAUACGGAGUUAAACCAAAUAGCAGUAUCGACGUACUUGCGAGUGUCUUGGCUAGAAAGUUGAUGAUGUCAGCUGGACGAACUAGCAGCCUCAGGUCGCUAAACUUCCCCCCAGUCAACACAAACUUACUCGAUGAUCUUCUAAGGCAGCAGAAUGAAAUACAUAUGAUCACUAAACGAUACAAGACCACAACGAUGGAAAACCUUGCAUACGGUUUGGCUGCCGAAACGUUGAGCUACAUUUCAUCAUCGAAUGAAACAAUUCAAGGUGCAGUUCAGGAAGCAUGGCGCCAGGCGCAAGAAGCUGUCAAUGCAGAACUCGUUCAAUCUGAGAUAGCUCACAUCAUGAUGCGAAGUGCUCAACGAUAUGAGAACUCAAUAACUCCUGCCUUUGGUUAUGCGCUCGCUACUACCGAGCGAAUAAAUUUCGAAAAUUUUGCCGAUGCAGUGCAGGAUGUUCUUCGACGUGAGAUGGAGAUGGCAGUUAACCAGCUUACCGAAUGCUACGAAGAAAGCCUUUCGAAGAUGAAACGCGACCAGUGGAGGCUUCAUUUGGAGCAAGAACGAAAACCUAGUGAAGGUCGUCAGCUGCUGGCCGAAUUCUCCGAUAUAAUCGCACACAAAGCAUUGAUCGAUGCUCGUGUUAAGGUGCUCAAAGGCGAUUAUGUUCCUACCAAGAUUAAACUGGUAAAUGAAGAUGCCUGCAACAUAAGCGUUGUAGCUUUGAAAAAGUACGAAAAUUUGUACACCGAUCUCACUUCUGACCUAGAAAUCGCAAACUCGGAUGAUAUUCUGGCAGAGGCCGACUUCAACUUUAUGUAUAAAUAUUUCGUGAACGAACAUCUGUCGAAUAAAGCAGAAAUUAAGGAAAUAUCGAAUAUUCUCAACGAAUUAGAUCGAUCCGUGAUCUCCCUGCAAAAUACAAUGGUCCCAGAAAAUGUCCUAAUUGCAAAGGUACUUGACGUAGACAGUCUACGAGCCAUCCAUGGCAGGUGUAGUGAAAUACAAGAAAAUAUUGAUUCACUAAUAGAAACCGCUAGAUUAUUGGUUGCUCAGUGUGAAAAGUGUGAUCGAUUGCAAGACAGUCUAAUGCAGCUUACCAACCAGCACGAAACCGAUAUCGCAAUUUUGAAGCGAGAUAAUAAAAACAAGGUGGAUAAACUCAAUGUCAAGAUUGAGGAACAAAAACAACUAAUAAAAAAUAUCGAAGCUGAAAAAUGCGAAAUUCAGGAACGACUUAGCAAAGAACAAUCCGUUCUAAAAUUGCGAGAAAGAGAAUUCAACGAACUCAACUCGAAACUUCGUCACUUUGAAUCAAUGUGCCAUGAAAAGGAUAAAGAAAUCGAAGACCUUCUAGAAACAUUCGAUGAGGAGCGCAAAAAGUCAAAGGCGCUACGUGACAAAUGUGACGAACUUUCCUCUGGCUAUCACAGAAAUGCUGAAGAAUACGCUGAGCUGGAAAAAGAACGUGACUACCUGUACGAGCAGAUCAAAAAAGAAAAAGAUCACGUCAAAAAGUUGGAAAAACACCUCGAACUGCUGGAAGCGGAACAUGCACAACAGGUGGACAAUCUGCAUGCGGCUUACCGGGAACAGCAGGUCGCCAACGAAAUCGAUUCACAGAAGGAUCGCGACGACGAAGACAGUUUGCGCCAAAGAUAUCAAGCCGAAAUCGAGCAGCUCAGGGCUCUGUGCGAAAAAGGUCUAGCUGCAAUGGAAACGUCCCACAAGCGGAUUAUCAACGAUCUAGAGGAAAAACACAAGCACGAAAUAGCCCAGCUGAUUAUAGAUAAGGAGCAGGCACUCGCCGAAGAAACACAGGCCACUUUGGCAGCCCUAGAUGCCAUGCGGAAAGCACAUGAGAACGAGGUCCAGCGCGAGGUUGCCCGCUUCAAGCAAGAGUUUUUGAAACAGUUCCAGAAGGGUGGAACGCCUCCCUUGUCGUACAAAGAGAAAGAACAAGAGCUGGAGGAAAUCCGCCAAGAGAUUCUUUCCUUGUCGGAAAAGUACACGAUGAAAUGCGUCGAGACGGCAUCACUCGAAGAAAAACUACGCACUGCAUCUCAACAGCUCAAGCACUCGCAGCAGCAUAUCCAACAGUUAGAUGUUAGGAACAAACAACUGCGAGCUCAUUUUGACACCAGUGAGGCUUCUACUUCGUUAAACGUAGAACAGCGACGAACUGAUCUUAGCAUGCACGGUGAUCAAAAUCCGGAUAGUUCUCCUUCGCCGGAUGAAUCUGCCAGGAUGGAUCUAGUACAACAAAGGGACUCAGCUGCAUCCAAUAAGGCGAAGUGCGUCAAAAAUUUGGCACCCACCGGCAACAAUGGCAACAAAGAACAACACCUUUUUAGCAAUAAACAAGAAACACAUCCUCGAUUGAAGUUAUGCGAAGGAGCCAAAUUCGUCGUAUCUCCCGUCAAUCACCCCAAUGCGACGUCCCAAAUCCUCUCCGCCGGAAUCGAAUCCGUGAAGAGUAACGGAACCCAACCACCAGCGAACACAGCUGGAAGUACCACUAAUAGUAACACGAAUAACCGAGCCAAAGCUGUAGUCACCUCCAAGCAUCACCACCACCUCAACACUCAACUGAGUCUGCUCACCGGAUGUGCGGGAAAACUGUCCGCCAAUGCUCCAAAAAACGAACCCCAACAUACCACUACUAAAACUACGAACUCGACAGCAACUGCUUCUUCGACCUCCUUCAUGCGAAAUUUCCACGAAAAUGGCAAAUGCAGAAGCAGCAAUAACAGCAUUAGCAUCAGCAUCAGCAGCAGCACCAGCAACGAUAAUGAUAAUGACAGCACAGCCGACAAUGAUAGCAGCUUAGCCGAGCUUAAACCAGCAGUAGCUUACAAAUUGUGUUCGCCCCCUCCCUUAGAUGAGAAGGACGCUGAACAAAUUCAUCGCUUUGAGCUGGAAAUUUAACACCAUUCACGAAUAUAGAAAAACGCUUCAAAUCAUUAUUAUUAUAACUACACAAAAAAAAUCGAAUUGCAUUGCGCAGAACUGAAACACUUUGCCAAGACUAUACAGAACAUGCACCGCUUUGCAAGUUAACAAAAAAAACACCCUAAAGUGACUUACUCCAGCAUCCUUCGGGUUGUUGAGCCACCAUCCCAACUCGCUUAGUUACAAGUAAAUUAUUACGUUUUUAACUUAUAACUAUACCACACCUCAAGCUCAAGCUUAGACACGUUGCUCCCACCAGUUAUUAGCGCACCACGCAUGUUAAUAUAUUCUACUACCCCUAGCUCUUCAACGCGAGAAGCAGUUGUUUUUAAACCGACUCGAACAUCUUUUAUUGUACAUUUUCUAAACAAAAUUUUAACGUCGCUUUAACGGUUCGAAACCUUAAUUUUCUAAUGUACUAUAUAUGUACUAGUAAGCUAGCUGUUUGCGUUUCAAUCUGUAUAAACCACUAUCUAAACUUUAGUAGAAUUCAUCAUAGAUUAAGUGUUGUUAGAACGAUGCAAACAAAUGAAAAUAAGACACCCAACUUCCCGUUUUUCACAACCUAAAAUAUUACUAUAUAAUAACAAACAUGCAAGUGUUCACACCCACUAAUAGUUGAUUAUUUACACCCUCAAAGAGUUGAAUAUAAAAGAAAACCCACGGAAAAUGUAUGACUAGUUUUAAGUUGACACGUGUGUACCCCGUGCAUGUAAACCAGUCUUAGUUAGAACACCUUCGACCACAUUUUGAACAUUUUCGAAAUUAAAACCACCCUCCGUACUGUUAAUACCCUCCCCUGUACUAUAAGUUGUAUCAAAAUUGAAGACGUUUAUUACGUGCGAUGCAAAUUUAGAUGACACAACCUUAACUACUAAGCGUGGCGUAUUUGCGCCAAUAGGAAGGGAGAAGAUCUAUUAUGCAUCUAGGUAAAUCGAUCUUUCUUCACCAAUAUGUAAUAUCGCCACCAACACAAACACACAGCCAUUCGCGUCACCAAAACGUCUAACCUCCAACAAUCUAAUUAUUUCUAUAGUGUUCGUGUGGUUCUGUUGACUUUUAUAUUCUAUUAUAUUUUUUAUUAUCUUAAACUUUAUAUUUUAAUAUACCCUACGAGUCAUAAUAAAUGUGUUUUGAUGAAAUAA